Messenger RNA from Branchiostoma floridae (Florida lancelet), 819 nucleotides. RefSeq lists its product as uncharacterized. The record is from RefSeq and is a predicted model, not a curated record. NCBI's taxonomy places the organism in Eukaryota, Metazoa, Chordata, Leptocardii, Amphioxiformes, Branchiostomatidae. Bases 1 to 819 code for a protein of 272 amino acids. The transcript has 4 exons.
AUGCCGGCAACAGUGUUCUGGACCUACAAGGGAACAAACUUUCCUUCCAUUGCUAGCAAGGAGGCGUUAGAGGCCUUACCAGACUUUGAGAUCUGCGAUGACGACAUUGCUGUUGUGAGCUUCCCUAUAAGACAGGCCAUGUGGUUUAUGGAUGACAUUGCUCAUCACCAACUCCUGACCUCAGAUGACUUUGCUCAUCACCGACUCCCGACCUCAGAUGACUUUGCUCAUCACCAACUCCCGACCUCAGAUGACAUUGCUCAUCACCAACUCCUGACCUCAGAUGACUUUGCUCAUCAACAACUCCCGACCUCAGAUGACUUUGCUCAUCACCAACUCCCGACCUCAGAUGACUUUGCUCAUCACAAACUCCCGACCUCAGAUGACUUUGCUCAUCACCAACUCCCGACCUCAGAUGACUUUGCUCAUCACAAACUCCUGACCUCAGAUGACUUUGCUCAUCACCAACUCCCGACCUCAGAUGACUUUGCUCAUCACAAACUCCUGACCUCAGAUGACUUUGCUCAUCACAAACUCCUGACCUCAGAUGACGUGGCUCAUCACAAACUCCUGACCUCAGAUGACUUUGCUCAUCACAAACUCCUGACCUCAGAUGACUUUGCUCAUCACAAACUCCUGACCUCAGAUGACUUUGCUCAUCACAAACUCCCGACCUCAGAUGACUUUGCUCAUCACCAACUCCCGACCUCAGAUGACUUUGCUCAUCACAAACUCCUGACCUCAGAGGAAGCCUGUGAGGAUGCCAUGGUCGACUAUGUGUGGCUGGGGUUUCACUCCUGCACACGUGACAUGAGUUAA